Messenger RNA from Auanema sp. JU1783, 2772 nucleotides. Lineage: Eukaryota; Metazoa; Nematoda; Chromadorea; Rhabditida; Rhabditidae. The record is from the annotation of a GenBank genome assembly.
AUGGGUGACGUUAAGCAAGAACCCCCUAAAGAUGAACCCAGAGAUUGGAGCAUUUUCGAAGCACCUUUACCUGUCAAUAAUAAUCCGGCGAGAGGAGCAAAAGAGCUGGAAGUUCAGACAAAUCUCUUCCAAGUUAGCUUGGAAGAUAUGAAGAAGGUCUACAAAUACAGAAUCGAAAUGUUCAAAAGCACUGCAGAUGAUUCUGUUGAGAAAGAACUUACAACAGGAAUUCGCACUGAUUUCGCUCUGCAAAAUAGAAGAAGAGUUAACACGAGCUUGUUCUUGGAUCUCAUAAGUUUUUCGCAAAAGCAAGGAACUCCACUUACCACGGAUAAAUACCACAUCGUCUAUGAUUGUGGAAACAUUUUCUAUACGCUCGAUCCUUAUUGUGGUCCCAUGACCUAUGAGUUGACGUUGGCGGACAUUAGCAGUUCGAACACUAAGUCUCAUUUGGGAAAUAGGUUCACAAAGGUCAAAGUUAAUAUCCAAGCUAUUGGCGAGAUUCAUCCGAAAAACACUAACCUUGAUAACCGCGAGAUUGUUCAGUUCAUUGAACUGUUAACUAGUGCACUGGUUAAUAGACAACAAGAACACUUUGUUUUCAAAAACAGAACUUACUGCAAAAGUUCUCGUAAGGAUACCGAUAUCAAAGAAGGAAAAGUUGUCAAGUCAGGAAACCAGAAGAAUUGUCGUGUAGUUGAUCAAAAUGGCUCUUCGAUGAUGCUUCAGAUUGAUGCUAAAAAAUCUCCAUUUUUCGAGAGUAUCAGCUUGGUUGAGUUCGCUAGGAGGUUCUUGAAUCUUCAAAGAUGUGAAGACCUGCUUAGAGCUAGAAUUAAUGUCAAACAGCUAAACACUCAACUUAAAGAUCUCUGGGUCAAAACUAACUCUAAAGAUAUGAAAUCCCAAACUUUUAGCAUUACUAAGAUUGAUGGUAAAUUGAACUCGGACAAUUACUUUGUAACGUAUGAUGGCCAAGAAGUCUCUGUUUCUGAAUAUUUUGAGCGAAAAUAUAAAAUGCAAUUGAAAUACAAAAACUUGCCAUUAGUUGUCCAAAAGAAGGGUGCCAAGAGCCUUCACUUCCCAAUGGAAAUAUUAGAUAUUGAAAGAGGUCAAAGGGUCGCCACGGCUAAGUCCACUCCAACAAUGGUGGAAAGAAUGAUUAAAGAGUGUCAACUCAAGCCAUGCAACUUGAUGGACAAUAUCCAUGAGCAAAUGAAAGUUUUGUCUCUAACUCCUGAUAGCGGUAAUAAGUAUCUGCAAGCCUUCGGAGUUCGCAUCGGUUCUAGACCUGAAGUUGUUCCCGCUAAAGUUUUAUAUCCACCUACAAUCGUCUAUAAGAAUAAAUUGGUUGAGCCGAACAGAGAUGGAGGAAUGAACUGGCGAUUGGCUACAGAUAGUUUCUAUUCUUCUGUUGAAAUGAAGGAACCAUGGCUUAUCAUUGUUUUCGAUAGAUGCGCUACGGACGAUGAAGCCACGAGGUUUGCUCGAGAACUCACUGAUAGAGCUAACAAGAUGAAUAUGAGGAUAAGCGCUAAUCAACUUACCGUUAUUGGUUUGCCCUCGGAACGAGAUGAUCUGAUCGAUCAAACUUUCCAAGAAGCGAAGCAGAAGAAAGUUCGCUUCAUUGGUGCAAUCACUAGCCAUAAGUUGGAUCCAGUGCAUAAUACAUUGAAGUUCCUGGAAGCCAAAUAUAGUAUCGUAACCCAACAUGUAUCAAAACAGACCAUGACGAAAGCAAUAGGCCAACAAGGAAGCUUCAUGGUUCUGGGUAACUUGGUAUCUAAAACCAAUCCGAAAUUGGGAGGUGUUAAUCAUGUGUUCGAGUUGGCUAAGCCUUACAAGCAAAGCAACCCUUCUGAUACCUCAUCAAAUGAGAGACUGCUCUCCAAGAAUCGUAUGUUCAUUGGCCUUGAUGUUGGUCAUGCAGGCGCUCAAGCUUCUGCUGAUAGACAGUUAGGUAUGCCUUCAAGUGAGCCAACUGUCGUCGGGAUGUCUUACAGCGUGAAGGUUCCAACUGAAAUGAGAGGAAUGUUCUGGUUCCAAGAAUCCAGAUUAGCAACAGUUUCACGUCUUGCAAAAUAUGGAUUCGAUGCACUUCAAGAUUACUGUAAGAGUACUAAAAACUACCCAGAGGAAAUUAUAAUUUUCCGUAGUGGAGCCAGUGAAGGCGAGUAUGGAAAAGUUGAACAGGAAGUCAAAGAGUUCUCUCAAUGUUUUGCUGAAAUCAGUAAAGUUCAAGGAAGGAAUUACAAUCCUUCUGUGACUACUGUUGUUUGUCAGACAUCGAGCAAUUAUAGAAUGAUUCCCACUAGAAUCAAUCCUGGUGCUAAACCUUGUGAUCAAAAUGUGCCACCUGGUACUGUAGUUGAUUGCGAUAUUGUUAACCCUAACUUAGAUGAAUUCAUUCUGAUUCCACAAAAGGCAAUCCAGGGUACUGCUCGUGUUAUCAAGUGCACUGUUGUCUACAGAAAGAAAGGAAACACUGGCACCAUUCUCUCAUGCAGCGAUCUCCAAAACCUCACUAACAUUCUCUCUUAUGGCCAUCAAACUGUUACGGGCAGUACUGGAGUUCCUUGCCAUGUUUAUGCUGCUGCUAACCUUGCGAAGAGAGGUAGAAACAAUUGGAAGGCGGCUAACUAUAAUGAUUGUGAUCUCGCUUCUGAAGUAUCUGGAGGUUCCGGAGGAAAACUUCAGCACGAUGGAUCUCCUGAUUAUUUUGAGAAAUUGACUGAGCAGUUGGCUUCUGAACUUAAAACCCACUUUUGGGCUUGA